Messenger RNA from Lathyrus sativus (Indian pea), 456 nucleotides. NCBI's taxonomy places the organism in Eukaryota, Viridiplantae, Streptophyta, Magnoliopsida, Fabales, Fabaceae. The record is from the annotation of a GenBank genome assembly.
AUGGAAGAGAAAAGUAUUAUGGUAGCUCUCACAAAAUAUUUGAUUGUAGGCGAGGGAGAUUUCUCCUUCUCACUUUCCUUGGCAAGGGCAUUUGGCUCAGUUGUUUACAUUGUUGCUACCUCUUUGGACACUAGAGAGUCUCUAGUGCUGAUAUAUGGAAGUGCAUCAAGUAACUUGAGUGAACUUGAGAAUCUUGGCUGCACCAUCUUGCACAAUGUGGAUGUUCAUAACAUGAAAGAACAUCAUUUUCUCAAGAACCAAAAAUAUGAUCAAAUCAUCUUUAACUUUCCCCAUGCUGGUUUUGUUUGGCGUGAAAUUGAUGAGAUCCAGAUUCAGUCUCACAGAAGUUUAGUGAGUGGAUUUCUACAAAAUGCUAAAGAAAAAUGGUUUAUAUUGGUGGAGAAAUUCAUAUUUCUCACAAGACAAAAAGCUACAAGAAUACCCUACACAACUUGA